GCCCUCUUUGGUUUGACACCUCUAGACCAAAUGUAUUAAAACUGUGGAUUUAAUAACAAAAAGAAAAUUAAUUCCCAUUUGGAAAAGAACGGAGAAUGGGAAAUCAAGUGGGUCUUUUAAGUGACGACGAUGAUUCUUCAGGCAACAGUGACAUUAACAAUUAUAUCAACUUUACUGUAAAUGCGAUGGAGCUGGAAAUGCGUAAUACUUGCUUUCACACAAACCAAAUGCCCAAAAUUCGCGGAGAGCCAAACCUGCACAAAUUUCAAGGCUCCGACAUGUACAAAGAGAUAAGGGCCUUGAGUGGUUUCGCCAGCAAGCCAUUGAACGAACGCUGGAAUCUCCUGCACGCUCUGCAGCAGCGAGAAAAUGGCCUGGCCGCGCCUGGCACUGCCUCGUUCUCGCAGAACCAACAGCGCUAUAUAUCCAAUCUGUAUAUACCAAAUAAAAAGUCCUCGCGUCUGAUGUCGCUGGACUCGAAAGUAUUUGUGACCAAGUUUGAUAAGCGGGGCGACAAGCUCUUGAUUGCCUGUCAAGAUGGCUUUGUGCGCAUCUAUGACGGAGCGAAGGGCACCUAUCAUCUACUGAAUCGCAUCAGAGCCCGCGACGUCGAGUGGAGCAUUAUUGAUGCUGACUUCAGUCCAAAUGGCCAGCACUUUGCCUACAGCACCUGGUCCCGCUCGUUUUUCAUUAUGCCUGUGAGCGGCACUGAGGACGACUGCCAAUGGAUCGAUGUCCAUGGAUUGCCCAAUCUGCGACUUGCGAUAUUCUCGCUUCGGUACUCACCCACGGGCGACACCAUUAUUGGUGGCAGCAACAAUUCCAUGGUCAUCGUAACAGACAUUCAAACGCGGGCCACCCAAAUCUUUCGCACUCAUAGGAUGCCUGGCACGGACGUGAACACCGUCAGUUACCUUCAUGAUAAGGAUCCAAAUGUGAUAAUCGCUGGCUGCGAUGACGGUCUGAUCAAGGUCUUCGAUCUGCGCACCUCAUUCCGCUCUCGGGAACUGUCCAAGGCUGUGGUCUCCCUAGUCGGCCACUACGAUGGCGUCACGUACCUUGAUUCCCGCAACGACGGCUAUUAUGUGCUUUCCAAUUCCAAAGAUCAAAGCAUUAAGCUGUGGGACUUGAGGCAGCCCAGCAACACGCGAAAUCGCAGCAGGACCAGGCAUGAGCGACAGGAGCUAUCGAUGUGGGACUAUCGCUGGAACCGGGUGCCACAAUCAUUUUACGAUCCCCGCAAGGCCAUGGAGGGGGACUCCAGCAUAAUGACUUAUCGUGGCCAUAGAGUAACCAAAACACUGCUGCGCGCCAAGUUCUCGCCCUUGGAACAGACUGGGCAGCGUUUCAUCUACACAGGCUGUUCUACGGGGCGCAUUAUUAUUUACGAUGUACUGACUGGCAGAAUUAAAGAGGCUAUUGAGGGACACAGGAAUGUGGUAAGGGACUUGGACUGGCAUCCUGUGCGCUCGGAAAUCGUGUCCGGUUCGUGGGACACGCACGUUCAUCUGAACAACUUUAGUCGAAACAACGCCAAUCGGUCGGAGAAACGUCAACAGAGCUCCGAUCAGGACAAGAGACCACUGCGACGUUCACGUCGUCUAGCGAAUCGCAAUGGGACGCCGGACUAGUCUUAAGCAUGUUGACAUUUCAUUAUUAGCUUGUAAGGCGGCACCCCAUUGAUAUUACAAUACCACACAUGUACACCAGCGUGAGUAAUUAGCAUUGAAGCUCAGACUAAAGGGGGAUUAGAGUGGAGUGGAGUGCAUAUCCCACCAGAGUCACGCCGCAUCUUGGUUCUAUGGAUAAGACUGAAGAUAAUGGCACAGCUUUGCGGGGUAUAGUUCAGUUUAAUUAACGGCGUUACACAUUAAAAUGUAGACCAUGAAGCUUAAAAUUUACUUAAUUAAGUUCUUUCUGUACAAACAAAUCGUAUUAAGAAUCACGUUGAAUUACAUAUAUUUCGUUUUGCCUUAAUUAGAUGGCCUGAAA
Messenger RNA from Drosophila obscura, 1992 nucleotides. Its product is annotated as DDB1- and CUL4-associated factor 11. The record is from RefSeq and is a predicted model, not a curated record. Lineage: Eukaryota; Metazoa; Arthropoda; Insecta; Diptera; Drosophilidae. Bases 96 to 1631 code for a protein of 511 amino acids. The transcript is spliced from 7 exons. Gene Ontology annotation, molecular function: protein binding. Gene Ontology annotation, biological process: proteasome-mediated ubiquitin-dependent protein catabolic process. Gene Ontology annotation, cellular component: Cul4-RING E3 ubiquitin ligase complex.